Molecule: messenger RNA, 1137 nt
Organism: Tupaia belangeri chinensis (Chinese tree shrew)
Lineage: Eukaryota; Metazoa; Chordata; Mammalia; Scandentia; Tupaiidae
Gene: LCN10
Product: lipocalin 10
Exons: 10
Coding region: 109-1137 (342 amino acids)
Molecular function (GO): small molecule binding
Source: RefSeq, a predicted model, not a curated record
AGCCCAGGCUGGCUCCAGGCUCCGCUAGGUCAGGUGCCCACACAGGCUGGGUGGGUUGGGGAGGCGUAAACACAGUGUCUGUGGCCCUCGGCCUUGGAGGAGGGGGCAAUGAGGCUGGGGUUGCUGCCGGGCCUGCUGUCGGGGCAGGUGCUGGUUUGGGCCCUGGGUGUGUGGUCCCAGCCCCAGGAACUGUUCCCCAAGGAGUCCCACACCCUCAACUGGAACAAGUUCUCAGGGUUCUGGUACAUCGUGGCAGUGGCCACCGACGCUCCAGGGUUCUUGCCCGCCAGACAUAAAAGGAAGCUGGGGGCCUCCGUAGUGACGGUGCGCAGGAAGGGCCAGCUGCAGGUGGUCAUGGCAUUCAACCGGUCUCAGGGGUGCCAGUCCCAGGAGGUGACCCUACGGAAGGACAAUAAGAAGGCCGUGUUCAGGAACCCCUUGCGUGGUGUGAAGGCCUUCCACGUGCUAUCCACUGACUACCGCUCCGGCCUGGUCUACCUGCGCCUGGGGCGGGCGGGCCGUGACUACAAGAACCUGAUGCUCUUCAGCAGACAGAACGUGUCGAGCGUCCAGAGCCUGUGGUCGCUGAGAGACGCGAGCGAGAUGCUGGGGCUAGCCCAGGGCGUGGCCUUCCUCCCCAAGGAUGACUCCUGUGCACACACAUGCAAUGACCAUAGCCCCAGUCCAAAGACCCGGGGGACCCCGGUGCCACACGGCGAACAAAGCCCUGAACCCAACGAGGAGCUGGGCUCAGAGGGAACCUGUCCAGCCAAGCCUCAGCUGACACCACAGCCUGGCCUCCCGGGAGACCCGGCCAAGGCUGCAGCUGAGCCAGCCUGGAUCGAGUCAAUGGCUUCCCAGAUGGCCCUCCGCACCUCCCCCACCUGCCCCAACUGCUCUGAGUCAAAUGCCGAGGCUCAGACCAUGGACCAGAACGUGGCCCUGAGGACCCAGCCGGAGUGCCGCACGGCCAGCGAGCAGGGUGGCCGGCCCUGGUGGCCAUGUCUGCAGGGCUCCUGUCCUGCGCCUAGUAACACCCCCUCCGCCAGGACGCCUUCUGGGCUGGUGGGGGCUCCCCACCUGCAUUCUGAGACCACUGUGGUCUCGGCCGUGGCAGUGGGGGACGGCACCGCCUAG